This is a messenger RNA of Trichoderma aggressivum f. europaeum, 387 nucleotides long. RefSeq lists its product as uncharacterized. NCBI's taxonomy places the organism in Eukaryota, Fungi, Ascomycota, Sordariomycetes, Hypocreales, Hypocreaceae. The transcript has a single exon. The record is from RefSeq and is a predicted model, not a curated record. Bases 1 to 387 code for a protein of 128 amino acids.
AUGCCGGCAAUGAACGAUUGGCUCCGCGACGACCUCUUCGGCAAAGAGCACGACCUCUGCACCGCAAUCACCUCCGCCAACCCCGCCCCCGCCGUGCUCAAGCUGUGCGCCCCCGACGCCGCCCUCAUGUUCCCCAAGAUGGACAUCAUCACGCCCGAGGACGAGGACGACUUCAAGGACGCCAUGAAGGCGCCCUUCCACCGCUUCGACGACUACGAGAUUGAGGACAUGCGCGCCCACUUCAUCGGCCUCAUGGGCGGCGUCGUCACGUACAAGAUCCGCGCGACCAGGGGCAAGGAGAAGUACAACGCCACGGCCUCGUCGACUUGGAACCAGGGCGCUGAUGGGGAGUGGCUGCUUGUCUCGCAUUCUGAGACGUUGAUGUAA